Molecule: messenger RNA, 1224 nt
Organism: Setaria italica (foxtail millet)
Lineage: Eukaryota; Viridiplantae; Streptophyta; Magnoliopsida; Poales; Poaceae
Exons: 6
Coding region: 67-978 (303 amino acids)
Source: RefSeq, a predicted model, not a curated record
UCCGCCGCUUCCGCUGCUUAUCUCCCCAAUAACAACAACACUUUCCCCACCCACCCGUCGGCGAGCAUGGCGGCGGCGCUCGCGCUGGACUUCUCGCAACGCAAGAUACCGGUGUAUGUCAACGCCUACGAGAAGGAGUCGGUGCGCAAUCUCGCCCAGCACACACUCCGUUCGCGGAUUCCUUCUGAUGCAGGGCCUGCAAUUGUGGUCGUUGGCAAGUCAAGUUCAAGGAUCAUUGGCACAUCCCUCUCCAUUGAGAGCAGUGACUUCACUGAGCAGCUCGAGAAACUGCCAACUGUGCUAGUUGAUGCUGAUCCAAUCAUCGAAAUGAUAGAGGAAAGGGUGAAGGCAGCACAGAAGACACUGAUGGUCCAUACCCUGCCUUUGGUGAUAGUUUGUCCCCCUUUCGAGACUGGCAACAAGUUUUUGGUCCCUAUGGUUGAUGUUUGGACCGGUCCAGAAGAGUUGGAACUGGCAUGGGGUCAAGUUAACAACUUUGAGUUCAUUGUGAUGGACAUCAGGAAAACUACUUCUCCAAAGUCGUCAAAGGUGGAGGUGCCAUUAGUGACCUUGCUUGGCCAUUAUCCGCUGACAGGCAGUGACAGCAGGGGUGAUAUCAAUGUUGACUCCACUGCACGGGGUCACAUUAUCAGCAAUGAGGAACUCCUUGAAGAUUUUCAGGAGUAUCCCACUCCCAGGAUGGCUAGGCUUGGCGAUGGCACCAAUGUGCCAAUUGUUGGGUUUGGCAAGAUGAGGACAGAGGCUUUCAACAUCCCUCACGUUGAGUUCGCCCCAGAUCUGAAGCUGAAUUUUGUUUCUGUGAACCAGCUGGAUCGCGACCACCGCCUUUCUUGCUGCUUUCGCAACAAGGAUUUCGAGAUCAGAAAGGAUGACGGAACUGUUGUCGGUGCUGGCGUCCGGGAGGACAAUGGAGUUUACGUGCUCCAGAAUCUUCAUGUGCCUGAGCCAGAAAUGUAGAAGCAUCGAUCCCAGCACGUUUCAAGAAUGGAACAAGCUUCGCAACUGGGAGUUAUGCCUUAUGUGGAGGCAUGGCUAUUAUUAGGGCAAAUCUAGGUUUGCUAUUUUGUCUUGAACUGAGUUAUUGAUGGAUGAUCCACUGAUGAGUUUGUGUGGUGAUGGCGCGCGCCGCACACUGGAAAGAUGGAGUUCGUUAGUUGUCCCUGGGUGACCGGAUAUUGGAAAUAAAAGGUUGGUCCCUUAUUG